AUGUUUAGUUCAUCAUUCGUGGAAGGCCGGGCCGUAGCAAACAAGGACGAGGAUGGGGACAGAAAGUACCCUGAAGUAAGUCUUCAGGAGGACGAUCCAGAAGCCAUGGAGAUUAUUUUAUCUAUUCUUCAUUAUCGCUUUUUGGACUCGUACCAGAGACUUGAACCAGAAAUGCUUGCUAUCGUGGCUUUACAUAGCGACAAGUACCGGUGCAACAAUUCACUCCAGCCGUGGAUCAACAAGCGGGUUACAACUGUUCGGCAACUUGAGACUGUGGAGGAGUAUGGUCUGCUUCUUACUGCUACGUACCUCUUCGGAAUUCCAGAGCACUUCCAAUUCGCUUCCAUUUCGGCAAUCCGCCAUGUACCACAAUCAUUUGAGGAAGUAUGGUCACAGCACGACACAAUCUCACUUCUCCCGCAGGAAGUUAACGGACCGGAUACGGAAAACUUUGGGCGACAUCCGGAGCAAGGUCGAAUGGGUCGAACGCUCUCUGCGACAACCCACAACCGGCUACGAAAUGAACCGCCAACGGUGUCUGCCAUGUGGUAG
Pochonia chlamydosporia 170 is the source of this 552-nucleotide messenger RNA. RefSeq lists its product as hypothetical. The coding region runs from base 1 to 552 and encodes 183 amino acids. The transcript has 2 exons. The record is from RefSeq and is a predicted model, not a curated record. Lineage: Eukaryota; Fungi; Ascomycota; Sordariomycetes; Hypocreales; Clavicipitaceae.